UUCUCCUCUGCAAAGUCGCAACUCUUCGAAUUGGCUGAUUCUGAAUGGAAGGCUCUCUCCAGAAGAAUAAAUAAAUCCUGGAGAGCAUAAAAUCAAGAUCUAAAACGUAAGCCCACUUCUCACAGGUCUCAUACCCCGAUAUAGACAACCGUCUUCCAAGCGAUUGAAGAAUGGAGAGCAGAACGGAGAAAGAGAGCGCCGGUCGUCUACCGCUGUCGGAGGUGGUGGCGGAUUGUGUUAAGCGGUGGUUUACGGAAACAUUGAAGGAGGCUAGAGCAGGGGAUAUCAACAUGCAGGUUUUGCUGGCGCAGAUGUAUUGCAGUGGCUAUGGGGUUCCCAGAGAUGCUCAAAUGGGAAGAAUUUGGCUCACCAAAGCCUCAAGAACUAGGUCUUCAGUUUGGAAGGUCGGUGACAAGCAUCCAGGGUAUAAUGCAAGCGAUUCUGAUUCCGAUGAAUUGGAGGGUGAUUCUUGAGCAGAUUAAUCUCGAUUUAUGCCUAAAAAUAGGAGUGAGCUAUAUGCUAUCUACAACCUCUUGUGGCUUUUUCAGCACCUUUCUUAUCUUAAGAGAGAAAUCUUGAAACUCAUAUUGUUUGCUGUCUUACGUAGCCAGAUCAAAAUGUGCAUCUUAAAUUAGUGCCAUAAGAAUUCAUUCAUGUAUCUGACUCGGAGAACCCAAUGAACAAAUCAAAAGAGGCCUUCAAUUCUCAUUGAGCCAUUGGGCUUUGGAUGUCAAAGGAUGUACAAAUCUCCCUUGUAAUCCUGUAUCAGCGGUGUAAAACUCUAUGCAGAGUGCCAAAGGCUAAAACUACAUAAAAUGAUGAAACUGUGUAAUUUGUUUUAGUGCUGUGUCUUAAUCUCAAUUAAAUCUCCCUUUCAGCCUGUCGUGUUUGUAAACUAGGCUCCCUGGAUUUUCACAAGAGUACUUCCACAAUUUUUGCAGUUGGUU
Messenger RNA from Neltuma alba, 947 nucleotides. RefSeq lists its product as uncharacterized. NCBI's taxonomy places the organism in Eukaryota, Viridiplantae, Streptophyta, Magnoliopsida, Fabales, Fabaceae. The transcript is spliced from 4 exons. Gene Ontology annotation, molecular function: protein binding. The coding region runs from base 171 to 473 and encodes 100 amino acids. The record is from RefSeq and is a predicted model, not a curated record.